This is a messenger RNA of Momordica charantia (bitter melon), 1341 nucleotides long. RefSeq names its product glycosyltransferase BC10. NCBI's taxonomy places the organism in Eukaryota, Viridiplantae, Streptophyta, Magnoliopsida, Cucurbitales, Cucurbitaceae. Gene Ontology annotation, cellular component: membrane. The record is from RefSeq and is a predicted model, not a curated record. Gene Ontology annotation, molecular function: glycosyltransferase activity.
UCGUUCAUUAAGCUCCCUCUCCCUCCGCCGUUCCCUGUGUUUCUCCGCCGUCCUCUGUCUCUCUCCGCCGCCGUCGGGCAAAUUUCCCGGCCUGGGUUUCAAAGUUCCGUCAAAAUGAAGAGCCAGAUUCAGAUCCCGAAGCUGAUCCACGUCCAUGUGAGCCUCUUCAGCUUCGUCCCGUACCUCCUCAUCUUCGCCUGCGGAAUCACCCUCGGAUUCCUCCUCACUUCUUACCCCACCGGCUUAACCAUCAGUUUACGCCUGACCCAGCCCCCCAAUUUUGCUCCGGCGACCGGCUCUUGGGGUCCCCGGCGGGUGGGUCUGGCGGAAUAUCUGAAGCCGCCGGAAGUAAUGCACGACAUGGAGGAGGAGGAGGUUCUGUGGAGGGCGUCGAUGGCGGCCGGAAUCCGGAAGUUCCCGUUCCGGCGCGUGCCGAAGGUGGCGUUCAUGUUCUUGACGCGAGGGCCGGUGUACUUGGCCCCGCUUUGGGAAGAGUUUUUCAGGGGAAAUGAAGGGCUUUACUCUGUUUAUGUCCACUCUGAUCCUUCUUAUAAUCGCUCCUUCCCGGAAUCCCCUGUUUUCCAUGGCCGCAGAAUUCCCAGCCAGAAAGUCGGGUGGGGGAAGGUGAACAUGGUCGAGGCGGAGCGUCGACUACUAGCGAAUGCACUUCUCGACAUUUCGAACGAACGAUUUGUUCUCCUCUCGGAAGCUUGCAUUCCUCUCUUCAACUUCUCUACAGUCUACUCCUUCCUGAUCAACUCCACCAUGAAAAGCUUCAUCAUGAGCUACGACGAGCCGGGUCAAGUCGGACGUGGCCGAUACAGGAAGCAAAUGUUCCCGCCGAUAGCCCUCCAACAAUGGCGGAAAGGGUCGCAGUGGUUCGAGAUGGACCGAGACACCGCCAUUGCCGUAGUCUCCGACCGGAAAUAUUUCCCCGUCUUCCAGAAGUACUGCAAAGGCCAGUGUUACUCCGACGAGCAUUACCUGCCGACUUUGGUCAACGUUUAUGGCUGGGUAAGGAACGCCAAUCGGAGUUUGACUUGGGUUGACUGGUCAAAGGGUGGCCCACAUCCAGUGAGAUUUUCGCGAUCAGACAUCCACGUGGAGCUCUUUCAGAGGCUAAGGAACCAAACCAGCGAGUGUAUGAAAAGUAAAAAGGAAGGGACAGGUGUCUGCUUCCUAUUCGCCAGAAAGUUUGCUCCAAACACUUUGGAGAGGUUGAUGAAGAUUGCACCAAAAGCCAUGCACUUUGGCAGAUUGAUAGAUUAAAGAAUUUUUUAAUUGAUUAUUUGAUUUUUUUAACAAGUAUAUAUGUAUGAAAGCAUUCAUGUACAAUUUUGA